CAUUUUAUUUUAUACUUUGCGUUUUCAGAGUUAGACGAUAUUAUAGUCCUACAGGUUAUACUGCUGACUUGAUUAUCUUGGAUAAAAUUACUCAAGUUUCGAAGAAAAGAUCUCGAGAAGAUGCUUCGUACGUUCAUCACAAACUCCUCCAGGGUUUUGCACCGAGGAUACGCUCGUCUAAUCAGCCAGCAGUCGAAGAGAAGCCAACAAACGGCUGCUGCUCCAAUCGAGAAAUCAGCCGAAGACACUUGUCCCGUAUCUUCAUACAAUGAAUGGGAUCCUCUUGAAGAAGUUAUCGUUGGAAGACCCGAAGGCGCCUGUAUUCCCAGUUUUACUGUUGAAGUCAAGGCAAAUACAAACCAAGCUUACUGGAAUUUCUACGAGAAACAUGGCGGACAACUAUUCCCGGAGAAGCAUCUUGAACUCGCAGUGAAAGAAGUCGAAGAGUUUUGCAAUAUUCUUCGACACGAAGGAGUCACCGUAAGAAGACCGGAUAUUGUUGAUUGGGCGAAGGAAUAUGAGACUCCGGAUUUCAAAGCUAAAGGUCUAUAUUCCGCCAUGCCUCGCGACAUUCUGAUCGUCAUAGGAGAAGAAAUAAUCGAGGCACCAAUGGCUUGGCGAUCCAGAUUCUUUGAGUAUCGUGCUUAUCGCUCGAUAGUCAAAGAUUAUUUCAGAAGGGGAGCAAAGUGGACGACAGCUCCUAAGCCAGAGAUGAAAGACGAUCUUUAUGACUGCGAUUAUCCAAUGAGCAACGUUCAAGAUCGUCACAUUCUUGCGUCACAAGGGAAAUUCGUAACAACGGAAUUUGAACCAUGCUUCGACGCUGCCGACUUCAUUCGCGCGGGAAAAGACAUAUUUGCUCAAAGAAGCCAGGUCACCAACUAUAUGGGAAUAGAAUGGAUGCGUCGCCAUCUUGAGCCAGAGUACAAAGUUCACGAGAUCUCAUUCCAAGACCCGAACCCGAUGCAUAUCGACGCCACGUUCAACAUAAUAGGACCUGGCUUGGUUCUCUCUAACCCAGAUCGACCUUGCAAUCAGAUUGAAAUGUUCAAAAAAGCCGGAUGGAAAAUUGUCACAGCUGCAAAACCUGUAAUUCCCGACUCACAUCCACUAUGGAUGUCGUCAAAAUGGCUUUCCAUGAACGUUCUGAUGUUGGAUGAGAAACGAGUUGUCUGUGAUGCGAAUGAGAUUCCUACUAUUAAAAUGUUUGAAAGGCUGGGUAUUCAACCUAUCAAAGUCAGUCUACGAUAUGCGAAUUCCCUUGGCGGAGGUUUCCAUUGCUGGACAACUGAUGUUAGACGAAGGGGAACAUUGGAAUCGUAUUUUUGAAGUAAACCUGUAUUUCCGUGUGUGGAAUGGACUUUGAACACUUGCCGCUUUUCGUUACGAUGUGAACACUGAUUAUUGUUGAAUGGGAAAUUUAGCAAAUACAUUUCUUUCUUCAAAGCCGGGCAAUUCCGGUUAAAAAAACGA
Messenger RNA from Styela clava, 1473 nucleotides. RefSeq names its product glycine amidinotransferase, mitochondrial-like. Lineage: Eukaryota; Metazoa; Chordata; Ascidiacea; Stolidobranchia; Styelidae. Gene Ontology annotation, cellular component: mitochondrial intermembrane space. The record is from RefSeq and is a predicted model, not a curated record. Gene Ontology annotation, molecular function: glycine amidinotransferase activity. Gene Ontology annotation, biological process: creatine biosynthetic process.